This is a messenger RNA of Mugil cephalus (flathead mullet), 4677 nucleotides long. It is a transcript of the gene ptprn2, whose product is annotated as protein tyrosine phosphatase receptor type N2. The coding region runs from base 249 to 3470 and encodes 1073 amino acids. The record is from RefSeq and is a predicted model, not a curated record. Gene Ontology annotation, cellular component: secretory granule. Gene Ontology annotation, molecular function: protein tyrosine phosphatase activity. Gene Ontology annotation, biological process: protein dephosphorylation. The transcript is spliced from 22 exons. NCBI's taxonomy places the organism in Eukaryota, Metazoa, Chordata, Actinopteri, Mugiliformes, Mugilidae.
UUGACGUCAGAAACUUAGGAGGGGCUCCUCCGCGAAGCUGGAUGCUGUUUGUGGUGCUGAAACAACGCCUGUAUUGUGUUGCCAUUUAGCGAAUCCCGCUUUAAUUUGCCUGCUCCUUCUUCCUCCCUUCCUUCCUUCCUCCCUUCCUUCCUCCGACAUGCAUCUUCUCUAACGCCGUCCGAGCAGCCCGAGGUCGUCGUGCAGCAUGACGUUUUAGCGAUGGAUUAAGUGAAUGAGCCAGGAGCGCUAUGGAUUCACGGUGGUGUCCCAUCCUCUUCGCUGCAUUGGCUGUCAGCCUCUGCUCCUCACCUGCGCCCGGCGACAGGAAAUUUGGUUGCCUGUUUGAAGACGAGCUGUGCGCCCCGUAUGAGUUCUGCGUCAAUGAUGGACUGUUUGGAAGGUGCCAGGAGCUGGCCGGUGCAGACCUGCUCACAUACGAUAUUUCUUCCUCGGCUUUGCAACGCCUCAGGAUCCUCCUACAGAAACUGGCUCACAGAGGUUUCACGUGGCAGGACGACAUCACUCAGCAGGUCAUCUCCAGAGAGCUCUCCAAGCUGAGGAGGAUCCCUCUCCGCCAUCAGGCCGCACCCCCGAGCCCCCUGACUGCCUACAGCAGCUCCAGAGACAGGAAGCUGAGGCCUGCACAGGCGGAGCUGAGCAGAAACCUUCAGCAGUACCUGACGGGGCUGGGCUUCCUGCCGCAGGCUGAGCUAAACGGACGAGCAGGUGUCCAGCAAGAGCUAGCCAAGGUUCAGGAUGAAGGUAUCAAGUCCGAUAGUCACUUAGAGCCCAGUCGGCCAAAACCCCAGCAGGGCUGGAAGGAGACGACCCUCUACAGCCUCCAGAAAGGAGCUGGCCAACCUCCCGUCACCAAAGUCUUUACCCAGAGUGGAGAGGGCAGACACCCCAAGCUCAGUGCGACCUACUCCAAGGAGGACCCAGGAAGGAGCAAGCUCCUUUCCAGCCAUCUGGAACGCCUCCUUGCCGGGGCACCAGGCACUCAGCAGGGAACCACAGGUAGUGAGGCUGUCCUGCCCAAAGGAAAUCUCCACUACCUCAGCUACCUGCAGCCAGCGCCAAGCGACCAUGCAGAACCGCAGAUUCCGGUGGCUUUUGGAUCCAAAACUGAAAGGCCUAAUCUAGACAGACUGCUGUCCAAGAUCGGCUCAAACCGAAUCACCGGGAAACAGCCUCUUAGUGUCAUGGAUGAGCGAUUCAUCCAGAAUGUGGUCAACCAGCUGGGGAGGCACAGCAUCAACACAGGGGCUUUGAUGGGCAAAGACUUGGACCAGCUGGCUGAGGUCAUCACAGGAGCUCUGCAGGAGGUGCACGUGCAGCGGCCUGCGCUUGGUGCCCAGCCAGGACCAGGAGCCACUGACUCCAGGGGGGACACUGAGAGUAACAGGGAGCCAUUGGCACCGGUGCAUCUGAAUCAAGAUCAGGACCUGAAAUCAGAUAAAGAGCAGGAUCUAAACCUGAAAGAGGCGCUGAGAAUAAAACCGCAAGGCCAACAAAUUGACGGUGCAGACAAAGAGCCCGUUGACAAGCACACAGCCUUCUUCUCCAAGCUGCUUGACUACCUCAACAUGGAGCCCUUUGAUGACGCUCCAGGGGUCAACAGUGGACCGCGGGCUCCCCUCCAGAAAACGGUCGGGAUGGAGAACGUCCACAGCCGCACGACGCAGGAUCAAGCCCCCCACCGCUGGGAGGAGAAGACCGUUGCCGCACCAGCAAAGGAGGCCUCCACCCAGCGUUUGACCGGCGGAGCGGAGAGGCCCGGAGCGCAGGUGGACUCGGAGAUCGAGAAGUGGAUGCAGGGCGCUCAGGGACCAGAGGGGAAGAAGCAGCUGGAUGAGCCUCAGAAGAAGGACAUGAGAGUGAAAACACAGCUGGUCCAUGUGGCGGUGAAGGAGUUCUCCAGCCGGGGGAAGGACAGACACUUUGGCUACAUUAUCACAGGUUCAGACUCCCUGACCAGCGACCAGGGCUUGGACCUGAUGGAGCGUCUGACCCAAAGACUGAGCCUCCACGCCGCAGACCUCACCCAGCUCUCAGUCCUGGGUCCCGCCCUGACGUUCAGAGUUGGCCCAAACCCCAAGAACGUAAGCACCGCGGAUCUCGUCCAAGUCGCAGUCCAACAGAAGCUGCAGCUGGAGAAGGAAACCGGCUUGAAGAUAGUGGAGGCCGGAGUUAGUGAUAGGGGCAGCCUGACCCAGAUCCCCGUGGUGAAGGAGACCAGGGUGGAGUCGGGCCAGUUCCUGCUGCUCUCCGUCCUCUGCAUGCUCUUCAUCCUGGUGGCGCUGGCCGUGUCCGCCACGUUCUUCUGCGUGCGCCAGCGCUCGCACCUCCGCAUGAAGGAGAAGCUGGCCAGCCUGGGGACUGACACCAGCACCGAUGCCACCGCAACCUAUCAGGAGCUGUGUCGCCAACGCAUGGCGAUACGAACGUCGGAGCGCGUGGAGCGGCCGGAGACGCUGCGCCACUCUCGUCUCAACAGCGUGUCGUCUCAGUUCAGCGACGGCCCCGCCGCCAGCCCGUCCACCCGCAGCAGCACCUCCUCCUGGUGCGAGGAGCCCGUGCCGUCCAACAUGGACAUCUCCACGGGUCACAUGAUACUGUCGUACAUGGAGGACCACUUGAAGAACAAGAACCGUCUGGAGCGCGAGUGGGAGGCGCUGUGCUCCUACCAGGCAGAGCCCAGCGUCUGCAGCGUGGGCCAAGGCGAGCAGAACUCCAAGAGGAACCGCUCCGACGCCGUGGUCGUGUAUGAUCACUCCAGGAUCACCUUGAAAGCGGAGAAUAACCACAGCAACUCAGAUUACAUCAAUGCCAGCCCGAUAAUGGACCAUGACCCUCGCAACCCUACUUACAUCGCCUCCCAGGGCCCACUUGCCUCCACUGUGGCAGACUUCUGGCAGAUGGUGUGGGAGAGCGGCUGCGUCGUCGUCGUCAUGUUGACCCCGCUGUCUGAGAACGGAGUGAAGCAGUGUCACCACUACUGGCCCGACGAGGGAUCAGACGUCUACCACGUGUACGAGGUCAACCUGGUGUCUGAGCACAUCUGGUGUGAGGACUUCCUGGUGCGGAGCUUCUACCUGAAGAACCUGCAGACCAACGAGACGCGCACCGUCACCCAGUUCCACUUCCUGUCCUGGAUGGACCGCGGGAUCCCCGCCUCGGCCCGGACCCUGUUAGACUUCCGCAGAAAGGUUAACAAGUGCUACCGGGGUCGAUCUUGCCCGAUAAUCGUUCACUGCAGCGAUGGAUCCGGCAGGAGUGGGACUUACAUUCUGAUUGACAUGGUCCUCAAUAGGAUGGCUAAAGGUGCUAAAGAGAUUGAUAUUGCCGCUACCCUGGAGCACUUGAGAGACCAGAGAGCUGGCAUGGUCCAGACAAAGGAGCAGUUCGAGUUUGCCCUGACAGCCGUGGCAGAGGAGGUGAACGCCAUCCUGAAAGCGCUUCCUCAGUGAAGGCAUCACAGAUCGCCGCCGCCGCCGCCCCCCCAUCACCUCCUUCUCGCUCGCCGAGCACCGGUUUCCUCUGCCCACUCAAGACUGACAUCUCCCUGCCCUUCCUUCUCCUCCUCCUCUGUCUCUUCCUCCUCUUCACCUCUAUAUAUACUGUAUACUUAUGAAUGUCGUGCAGGAAAUCUCACCUGGAUCCCCUAUUUGCAAAUUUUCAGAGUGUUGACCUGUCUUGUUUUUUAGCAAUUCGGGGGGAAAAAAAUGCGAGGUGGGGGCCUGAUCCGGUGUCAGUAUGAACCGCGGUACCUCUGUAACUGUGAUGUUGUUCCUGAACACGCCGUUCUAGUGCCACCGGCGAAAUGUUUACGUGGUGUCAAGUGAAGAAUUUUGUUCUAAAACAGGCCGUCUAAGAAAUAAAGCGACACAGACGCUCAAAAGCGGCGAUUGGUGCAUUUAAAACAAACUGAAUCUGAAGAUUAGUGGUCCAAGUCUUGAGUUUUUCAAACUGCUUAAGAUCUGAGGCAACGUUUAGCAUUUUAACCCCCGCCACAAAACAGAAGAUUGAUCUUGCCGAUCGUCUAAUCACUUCCGCUCUGAACUAAAUAGUACUUUCAUUAUAACAACAUGCAAAGAAAGCAGAUGAAGCUCUCACCUGUAAAAACCGUGUACAGACCAUAUCCUCUAAACGAAUCGAUGUAGCUCCGCCUCCAUGAUCUGAAUCAAUGUACCCAGCAUCACGCGUGCAGACGUUGUGCAUUGUUGUACUGUGGGUCCGGACAUCUCACUCAUGUAUUAAACCUUUUUCAGAUCCUCUGAGAAGGUUCUCACAGAUCCUGAUUAUAGCAACAUAUCAGCUGUUUUUCUAUUCCUCAUUGUAUCAAUUCUUCUUUUUUUUUUUCAGUUACAUAAAGAUCUAAUAUUAAAUGUGAAAUAUACCAACUGAGAUAGUUAUUGCUUCUAUUUAAAGACACUGUCAUCCUAUAUCAGUAGUAAUAAUAUGAUGUGUUUAAGAAGAACUUAUAUCGGGAUUGUUGCUGAAUUUGUUCGUCCCUCCAUCACUGGUAUAUUGUGACAUUUUGUGCAACAUGGCAGAUUAUUCCCUCCGUGUAUAGACAACGAAUGACUUUAUGAAUCCUUACAUGGUGAAUACCGAGAGCCUCAAUGAGAACUAUAUAUUUUGUGUGAGAUUGAUAAUAAAUCCCUAUAGACUCUA